This is a messenger RNA of Stegodyphus dumicola, 3458 nucleotides long. RefSeq lists its product as uncharacterized. Gene Ontology annotation, cellular component: centrosome. Gene Ontology annotation, biological process: microtubule anchoring. Gene Ontology annotation, molecular function: nucleic acid binding; microtubule binding. The record is from RefSeq and is a predicted model, not a curated record. NCBI's taxonomy places the organism in Eukaryota, Metazoa, Arthropoda, Arachnida, Araneae, Eresidae.
CUUAGCAAAAGAGAGCAACGGAUUUUGCAAAGAAGAAAGCAUGUAGAAAAUUUACUUCAAUGGCAAAUGAAACUUGAUAGCGAAGAAAUGGCAGUCAGAGAACUUGAACAGAAAGCUCUGGAGUUAGUAAAUCAGAGCAAAAAGAAAGCAAAAUACUAUGUUUCUUCUUCCUCAACUCCACUUAAUGACAAUGCAACACAAAAAUCUGAAGUCAUUGACGAGACAUCCAUUAAUUCAAAGCAUUCUCUGAGUAACACAUUGUCUUCAACAGAAACACCUUCUAGCAUUAUCAGCCAUAUUUCUGAUGGUAAACAAGUUGAAUCCAUUGUUGAAGAACACUUAGAGAUUUCUGGAAGCAGUACCAUUGAAGAUAUUGUAGCUGACAAAGAAAACAGUAGUCCAUCUAAUGCUGUGCCAUCAGGCUCAUUUCAAGAACUAAAAAAUGGCAGUUCAGAGUCGUCAAUAAAAACCAUCAAUGAUACUGCGGAAAGUUCUCAUCUGGAAGAGGAAAUCAAUACAGAUGAAAAUUUUACAAAAUAUGUCUCAGCAUCUGCAAAAACUUCAAGUCCAGAUGUAUACUCUGAUUCUUUUGACUCUUCAUCAAACAGGAAAUCAUCAUCAUCAGCAUCAAAUAUGGAACCAUUAAAAAGUACUGGCAUGAAAAAGAGCUCUCCAAUUAGCAUCAGACCUCCCCUUAUACCCCGUAAUAUCAAACGUCAUGAUUCUAGUGGAUCUGAUGAUUCUUACACUAUUUCUCAUUCAGAAACUGCUUCUGAUCAAAGUGAUAUUGAAGUUCGUAUUCAUGCUUUAACACAAGAACUGAAACUACGUAAAGCAGAAGCUGAAAAGUUGAAAAGGGAGAGAAAAAAGAGGUAUUACAGAGAACAGCUGAAAGAAAAAGAGCUCUCUUUGCAGAAGCAGCUUGAUGCUUAUAAUCAAUUUGUGCAACAGACAAAAUUGGAGUUAGAAUAUCAGCGUAAAUGUAUCACAUCCUCAACUCAAACUGUGGAUACUUCUGUUGUGAAACCUCAAAUUAAAUGGCCACGCACAGAUCAAACAGCUGACUCAAGACGCUUGAGGAAACAGUCAACAUUAUUUACUGAUGCAAUUUCUCCUGAGAAAAAGGUUUCUGAGAGUGCAAGUGACAGUUUUGAAUCAACAGAAGGUCCUCCGAGUAGUCUGCAAAAUAAAGGAGCAAGUUCAAAAGAACUAUCUGACAAUUUAAAAUCAGAUUUGAAUUCUCAGAAUGAAACAUCAGCAAAUUUAUCAUCUUCUGUGGUAAAAGACAUAGCAGAAGCUACAAAAGGAGAUGAACAUACAUCAAAUGAAUCUUCAGAAAUCCAAGAAGUAUCUGAAAUAUUACAAAACAUCACUCAUUCUUCAAAUGAAGAAUCCUUUAGUGUAAAAGAAAUUGUACAUAGUUCAUCAGAUAAAUUGCUUGUGGAAGCAAAAGAAGUAACUGAAUUGCUAGACGCUGCUCACGAUCUGUCUGGUGUUUCUUUGGAGAGUGUUGAAUCUUCUGAAUCUGCUCAAGGGAAAGUCAAUAGUCAGAGUGAUGUUGAAUCAAAAAGUACUCUGCAUUCAGACACUUUUGUGUCUGAAUCAUCAUCAAAAACACUGGAACUUUCAAGUAAUGAACAACUGCCAAGUAGUAAUGUUAUUUUGAGAAAAUCCAUCUCAGAGGCAGGGCAUAAUUCUGAGCAAAGCCUUAAUAGUGGUAAGAAGGCAACAGAUGAUACUACUCAUACUACAGAUGGAGAUUUAUCUUCAACUUCUCAAUCAAUGUCAAACUCUGCAUCUGUUGAAGAAGAAUUGGAAAGUGGAGACUUGACUGAAAGUUUCAAGUGCGAUAACUCAGAAGGAUGCCCAUCUCCAAGUAAAUUGGCCAGUGUCACUUAUGUAGCUGAUACUCUAAAUGUAUCUGUUCCUCUGGGUAUAAAUGAAAUAUCAAUUACUAAUAAUAGUAAUUCUCAUUCAUCAGACUUAGAAAUCUUAACCAGUGGUAGUAGCCAGAAUGAUGAAAACACACCUUUGGUUACCAAAAAGAGUCCUAAAACUGAAACAUUUAUUGUAAAUGUUGUUAAUUAUGUUUUUUCUUCCCUGCUUGAUGAUGCAUUUAGAUGUAUGCAACACAUAUUCAGUGAAAAUUUCAUCAAAAAGUCAAAAACAGUGAACUCAGAAUCAAAGGUAGGAUGUAAUUUUUCCAGUUUAUCUAAAAAUUAUCACAAUAUUUCAAAAUGUACCACUGCAGCUAGCUUAGAAUUGACAAAAAAAUAUAUUUUAGAACCAUCUACUGAUUUUGUCAUAAAAAGGACUGAUGAAAAAUGUGCUGAAACAAUUUCCAAAUCUGUCUUAGAUGAAUAUCUGAAAGAUGCAAUUCAUUCGGUCAUGGAACUUUAUAAAAAUCUUCAUGUUAGUACAAAAGGCUGUAAUGCUGUACAUCAUGAAAAAUUAAGUGAAUCAGAAUCAAAGAACAGCAAGAGUAAAACUGUCCAUCAUGAGCUUGUUGAAUGCUCAAAGAAUCCAAUCUCUAACAUAUUUUCAUCAAAUGCAGAGAAUUCCAUAGAUUUAUUAAAGAAUAAUGUCAUUCCGCAUGUGCAAGAUUUUAAUGAUAAUAGCAUUUUCAACAAGCAUCCAAACUGGCUUGAAGAUAGUUUUAUAGCAUCACAAAGUGAAGCUCAGCUUCAGCAACAACUGUUACUUCAGUACCCAUAUUAUUAUCGUAAAAUCCCUAAUAAACCUCCACCUCCAUAUACACCACCUGUAACUGUUGAACAGACUUCUCCAAAUAUUUACCAACUUACUGUAGUUAAAGAAAAAGUUGUUGAAAAGGUUGAUACUGUUAAAUAUGUCACAAAAAACAUUGAAAGUGUUGUUGAUUCAAUAGUUGAUGUUUUACUCAGUGGUAAAAGAAAAGGACUGAUGAUAAAUGAAAUACCUUCGCCAGAUUUUAGCUCACUUUUUCAGAAGUUAGGCCUGACAAUGCCCUCUCAACUAAGUUUUCUUGAUCUGAUAUUUGAUUUAUGUAAAGAAAUAUCUUUGAAUUUAUACAGUGAAACAAUUGAAAAACCUGAACCUUGGCUUAGACCUCGAAGGUUGACACCUAAGCCUUUGUUUCCUGAAGACAGAAACAAACUAUACAGUAUACUUCUACAAGAAGUUCAAUAUGAAUUAAAACUUUUAUCUAAAAAUUCAACAGAAUCUCAGAAAAAGCGAUCCCUCUGGUCUGUAAUGAAAUUAGGACGAAAGAAAAGAGAUUUUGUUGAUACAAUUUUAAUUAGUGAAUUAAAAGAAGAAGAACCAGAUUGGAUCAGUUAUGACCAGGAUGAAGUCACUGUCAAAUUUCAAAUUGCUGAUUCAAUUUUAAAUGUUUUGCUUGAUGACACUGUUCAUGUUAUUCAAGACCUUGACAAAAGAAUUAGAAAAUUAUCUUGAUUAAGAAAUUUGUAGCUGUAUAC